UUUUAUGCAACUACACGAUUUCUGCGAUUCGUAGUCUUCAGUGAUCAAUGGUCCAGUGACUCGCACGGGUGGCGCUUCAGCCUAAAAAAUAACAGCUCCAAUCCGACACAAUGUUGCACCUGAGAUUUGUCUUUAUGGGCGCUCUGCUGGUCAUCCUGCUCCAAGCUAGCCAACCCACCGAUGGCUUCAUCCUGCGCUUUAUCACCGAAACCCUGCAGAACAAUGUGGCGGGAGAGCCCAUCCUACACGAGACGACCCAGUGGAACUUUGAUCCUGAGGCGGCCAAAAAGGCUCGAGCCUUGUACUACGAGAAAAACGGUUUCCGGUCGGCCAAGUUCAUAGAGCGACUGGGCGUGGGCCUGGAUGGACGCCACGAGGAGCGACGGGAGGAACAGAUCGAGCGGGACACAGGGCGGCUGAACGGAGCGCACAAUGUGAAUUAUCCGCCUCCACCGGUUUAGUCAUAAAUAAUAAUAAUUUAAAUUUAACUUCUUGUUUCGUUUGCCAUGAAGAGGGGGAUAUCCAGCAUAUUGUCAUCAUUUUAAUUUGCUGCGAUUAAUUGUCAUUGUGCGCAUUAAUGUGCUUCACAAGGAUUUGCAUAAUUUGCACAACGUCGAGCCAUGGGAUUCCCCCCUCUAUCCAUAAUUUUCUCUGUUUUCCGCUUAUUGUUAAUGACGGCAGGAUCUGAAGGAGGGAGGGGCGCUUUGGGAGAGCUUCGGAGAAGGACUUACCGAGUCCCCAGCAAUGUUGUUGUGGUUUUAAUAAACGUUAUUAGCCAGCUGGGAUGGGGGAGCUGGAUAACCAGCCACCCUGCAACUGCAAAUUGCCGCAAUUACAUUUGGCUAAAGCGAAAAGCAACGGCAGCUACUUACUUUCGCAAUUUUGCAAUUUCAUAAUUAUGUCGCAUAAUUGAAGCCAAUUUCGCUUCGAGCUGAAUUGGGACAAUGUGGAAAAUGAGUGAAAAGUGUCGGCGAAGGAUAUGGGAAAGUGGAUGCAGGUAUGCCUCUAUAAAGCUGUGUUUUU
This is a messenger RNA of Drosophila bipectinata, 1023 nucleotides long. RefSeq lists its product as uncharacterized. Lineage: Eukaryota; Metazoa; Arthropoda; Insecta; Diptera; Drosophilidae. The record is from RefSeq and is a predicted model, not a curated record.